CGUUGUCAGAGCUGAUUAUUGUUUGAUGCUUUUGGUAUCUGUUGGCUGUUAGCGAAUUGGACUCGAUUACUGGCAUGACGUUUGCUUUUGCUGGUUUUGGGGAUGCGGCGGUGUCGGGCCCUACUAAUCGAUUCUGAUUCAGCGAUGGCGGAUCCACGUCACAAGCGUCAGAUACGACGACCACUAGCAAGAAUUUCAAACGUGCGGCUACUAAGUAAACCUACGGUGUUGAUACUGACAGAAGCACGAAGCCGAGCUGUCAUUGUCAGCCAAGGAUAGGUAGAACCUGAUAUGCAUGCAUGCAGACGAAUUUGAUCCUCCAACCCACUGAAAGGCCUGC
Molecule: messenger RNA, 340 nt
Organism: Suillus subaureus
Lineage: Eukaryota; Fungi; Basidiomycota; Agaricomycetes; Boletales; Suillaceae
Exons: 1
Coding region: 103-279 (58 amino acids)
Source: RefSeq, a predicted model, not a curated record